Molecule: messenger RNA, 6018 nt
Organism: Nothobranchius furzeri (turquoise killifish)
Lineage: Eukaryota; Metazoa; Chordata; Actinopteri; Cyprinodontiformes; Nothobranchiidae
Gene: irx2a
Product: iroquois homeobox 2a
Biological process (GO): cell development; regulation of transcription by RNA polymerase II; neuron differentiation
Cellular component (GO): nucleus
Molecular function (GO): RNA polymerase II cis-regulatory region sequence-specific DNA binding; DNA-binding transcription factor activity, RNA polymerase II-specific
Source: RefSeq, a predicted model, not a curated record
CGUGUGCGUGUGUGUGUGUCUGAAACUCAACUGGCUCCUUCCCUCCCGAACUCCUCACUUCAUAGCGCUGCGCAGUAAAAACAUCGGACGCUAGGGGAUCAAGACGCAUGCCACAUUACCUCUACGUGGGCACUUUAACAGAUCUUUCGGGGGCUUUUUUCCCAGUAAGAGGGCUGCGGAGGGAGGCCUUUUUAUUUUCACUGUUUGAUGACUGUUCGCACGGCUGAUCAUUGACUUGAUUGUUUAUAUUCCGGGUGCUGUUGUCCGCUUCCUUUUUUUUAUUCCCUUUUUUUCUUUUUUUCUGUUUUGGAUUCGGUGAACUACUGCGCACUCACCAAUGUCCUAUCCUCAGGGUUACCUCUACCAGCCCCCUGGCUCUCUGUCUCUGUAUUCGUGUCCGGCUUACGGGGCCUCGGCUCUUGCUGCUCCGCGGAAUGAGGACUUGGCGAGGUCGUCCUCCGGCUCAGCCUUCAGUCCCUACCCCGGCUCGGCUGCGUUCUCCGCCUCGGCUGGUGCAGGCUUCUCUAGUCCGCUGUCUUACACCACGGACCCUGCAGCGGGAUUCUCACCUUACGUGUCGUCACCUUAUGAUGUGCACACGCCGGGCAUGGCCGGGGCGCUGAGUUACCCUCCAUACGGGGGUCCGGGCUACCCCUUCCAGCUCAACGACCCGGCUUACCGCAAAAAUGCCACCCGGGACGCGACGGCCACCCUGAAGGCCUGGCUCCAGGAGCACCGGAAGAACCCGUACCCGACCAAAGGGGAGAAGAUCAUGUUGGCCAUCAUCACCAAGAUGACCCUGACGCAGGUCUCCACCUGGUUCGCCAACGCCAGGAGGAGACUCAAGAAGGAGAACAAGAUGACGUGGGCGCCCAGGAAUAAGAGCGAGGACGAGGACGAGGAGGACGGGGACGGGGAGAGGAAGGAGGAGGUGGAGCGCUCUGACAAAACCCUGGAUAACAGCGAGGCUUCCGCGGAGGAUGAAGGCUUAAACGUUUUCCACCUGUCUAAUCUUGUCUCAGGCAUCAGCCUGCACGUGGACACCCUGUCGGACCACUCGGACUCGGACGGGGAGAAGGUCAGCUGCGGGGCCGAGCUGAGCUCCGACCAAACGGGCGACAAAUGCAUCGAGGACGGGGAGGACCAGGGCCACGAGCGGCGGCUCCAGCUCUCGCCCAAACCCGUCACCUCGUCGCCCCUGACGGGGGUGGAGGCUCCGGUUCUCGGUCACCUCCAUCCUCACCACCACCACCACCACCACCUCCAUCACCUCCACAGCCAGCGCGAGGAUCUAGCCCGAAGUCUCGCAAAUAGCAACAGUAAUAAAUUGUCCUCCUGUCUGGAGAGCAGGCCUCCUUCUGGGCCAAGUCCGAACCCCAAACCCAAACUGUGGUCUCUGGCUGAGAUCGCAACCUCGGACCAAAAGCAGCACCAGGGGCCCCCCAGUUGCCCCUCCUCCUCCUCUUCCAGCGGUGGACUCCUCACACCCCCCACGCCUUCCUCGACCUCCCCUGCUGCCAGUUCCCCCUCCCUUUACCCGAGCCCUUCCAUCCUUGGAAGAUCUAUUUAUUACUCCUCUUUUUAUAGCAAUUACACAAACUAUGGCAACUUCAGCCCCCUGCAGGGCCAGGGGAUCCUGCGGUACACUAACUCCUCCGGAGUGAGCCUGGCAGCGGCAGCCGCCGCUGCUGCUGCCGCCGCCGCGGCUGCAGGCGACGGCCUGAGCGGCUCCUCUCACCGGGCUGCGGAGGCCGGCGCUCACCCCAAACACAGGCCCGACUCCCCCCUCGGGAAAAACCACCCCAGCCAGAUUGUAGUGGUCGAGCAGCAGCAAUUCAGACCCGCUAAUUUAGAAGCAAAGAAAGGUACGUAAUGACGUCUGCGAGGGACGCUUAUGGAGACGUAUUAAAGUAUUAAGAAUUGUAUUUGACUUUAUUAGAGGAAGUAAAAUGCAUCCGGUUCAGAUCCUUAACUAUGGAGAUUCUGGGGAACCUGACCGAGUUAACCCACUCAUUUUAUUUAUUCAAACUUGUUUAUUUUAUUUUAUUUUAUUUUUUGGCACAAUAAGCUACAUGUUGUGUUUGGUUUAAUUAUCAGAUCAAAUAAUUAGAGGAAUAAUCCAUUUAGAGUUAACUACUGUCUUUUAAAAAUAAAAAUCACCCGGAUCUCCUAUAGCUGAGUUUUAUUCCUCAACAGAUUGAAGGUAAUUGCGCUAAAUCCGCAGAAAGGCCUCACGCACGCACACACGCACACACAAAUACACACGCACGCACACACACAGGCAGCUUAUAGAUCCAAUAAGCACGGAAAUGUUGCCAUAGAUUUGAGCAGGAUGUUUUACUGUUUCCUUUAUCUGUGUGAGAGUGGAUACGUGUUUGUGCGCGCGCAGUGGGCUCCAAACCUUAUCUUCCAGCUUAGGAUAAUUAUAAUUACACAGGGUCAGCCAAAAGCAAACAAACCAGCUUUCUCUGCAGCCUCGUGCAUCUUCACAUCUUCAAAUUCCACAUGCAGGUGGCUGCGCUCUCCUCAAAACAGCUGAAUAACGCCUGGAGACGUUUUCAGCAGCAGCGGUUCUGCAGAAGGGAAUUUAAUAAGCAUUUACAGUAGUAGUUUUUUUUAAUGGAAGCAGCCUGACACAUGUGUGCAAUGUUUCUGGGAUUUCUGAAUUGAUGGCACGGUUUUGUUUCUCUAUUUCCACUCUCUGCAGGUAGGUGUCACACUUGCUUAGAGUUCAGGAGAACAGGAACAGUUUAAACACAUAUAACCUUAUUUUUACACUAUUUAUUUAUGUUGGACUCCAAAGCUGAUCUGUAGUGCCACCAGAACGAACGCUGCUAACCCCCAUCCACACACACACACACACACACACACACACACACACACACACACACACACACACACACACACACACACACACACACACACGCAUUUGACUUUUUUUGUUUUUAUUUGAAUAAUUUCACCAGUUACCAUAAUAUGUGAAUACUAUCUCUCAGGUUCCUCUAGUUUGCUGAGUUGCCACGGUACUUUAUAUAUAUAUAUAUAUAUAUAUAUAUAUAUACAUACAUAUAUAUAUAUAUGUAUGUAUAAUUUCACUACUUUGUGUAUCCGCGUGGAGAAGGUUUGACCUGUUUCUGAAGUGAUGCUGAUCUGAUGUGAACUCCAGGAUUUCCAAAGUGGAAUAGCCUACAUUUGAUAUUUAUUUUUUUAAUAAAACGACAGUGGAGCGAUGCCUAUUAUUUAUGCAAGUUGUAUUGCAAAAGUGGGGAAUUCUCUGUUUGUUUUGUAAAUAUAAACACACACACACACACACACACACACACACACACACACACACACACACACACACAUAUAUGUGUGUGUGUGUGUGUAUGUAUAUAUAUAAAAUGGAGGUUUUUUUUUUUCCUUUGGAGAGGCAUUUGAGGAUAAAGAAAAGCUACACAAUCUUGUUAUCAGGAGUACUUUUACUAAUUUAUAUCUCUGACUGUAUAUAAGAAUAUUUGUGCUGGUAUACAUAUAUACUGGCGGGGUGUUAUAUCUGUUAUUCCCCCCCAAAAGAAAAUGAUUAAACUCUUUUACCAGCUAUCACACAGGUAUUUCAGAGUUCUUUUUACUGUUUUGUAUCCAGGUUCCUCUUUAUUUUUCCCAGUCAGAAUCCCAACAGACAUUCUACACAACCCACUUUUUCCUUUAGGGCCCCAUUUCCGGUUGAGUCUCCCUUGGUCAGAUAUGCACAACCUUGAUACGGAUAAACGACACGCUGAUUCCAUGUUCCCCUCGCUCCUCGUCCCCCUGUGCCACACAUUUAUUUUGCAGUGUGAUGAAUACAGGCGAGGGAAGCAUCGGGCAUUAUGGGCUCCCAGUGGGGCCUUCCCCUGAGCUUUUUAGCCUGGCUCUGGAUGGGUCAGCCCUGCCUGCUUCAUUACAGUUCAGCAUCGGGCGAUCCAUAGAAGUCUAUCUAAGCAUCUGCCAGCUCCAAUGGGCUGUGUGAUGGGCUCUAAUCGGACAGGCUUUCCCCCUCUGCCUUUCAUCAUGACUGGGCAUUAUUAUGGGACACAGUUAAUUAAACAAUCUGGACACAAAGCUCUCACGUCAUUAUUAUGCAGGUUUUUAAACCCUGACUUAAAUGUGUUUUGUCUCAUUUUAACGUCAGUCUUAGUUACAGCCUUGAUUGUGAUGUCCUUUGUGUCAAAUGUAUAUUUCCUUCCACCCACACACCCACACCCACACACACACACACACACACACACACACACACACACACACACACACACACACACACACACACACACACUGCUCCGAGCCGGACUAAAAGCUAAUCCUUCAUUUUCCAGUUGAAUCUGAGCUUGAGUGUUGUUCAAAUGUCAUGGGACCCCCACCCCAAUUCAAGGACGUAAUAUUUAGCCCCCACCAGGGAAGCAGCCAAGGGUAGAAAUCCGCCUCAACUCGGCUGUCCUGUUUCUAAACCUGAUACAAGAAUUUUCUCACUUAAAUUCACAUCAUUUUGCUCUAAAUGUUAAAAAGAAAUAAAUGCAAAGCAAAGAAAAAGGCUAUGGAGACUGAUUCUAGAGCGCUGUCCUCCUUCAGAUCAUUAUGGCUUGACUUGAUUUUCUUUUUUUACUCACCUUAUUAUCAUUUGGCUCUCAGGCAGGCAGCCUACUGUAUAUGGAAGUCAUGCAUGUUGUAGCCCCUGGCCAACUUCUUCUUUCUCCGUCCAAGCGCUUUCAUUAGGAACUGAUUUAUUGGAAUGCAUACUUUAUUCUCAGGUGGGCUCCCCCAGGGACUCGACAGCAUUGUCAAAUAGCACCAGAGGCAGUCUCCAAAGCACAUGAGGGGCGGGGGGUCCACUCUCUUUCCCUUCACCUGCUGCUGCUCCCUUCAAACGUCAACAUUUGUUCUCAAUAAAAAGAGUUAUUGUUUCUGUGAGGGGAAAAAAGCUCUGCCACCGGUCACCUUUGAACACAUGAAAGGAAACUUCCACCCCACCUCUUUGUUUGAUUGAGAGCGACGGCAGGUGAAAAUAGGAACAAGGUGGCAAUUGCACACGACAAAGCUCAAGCUGUGAAGGCCGUUAUGAAAGGAUUGUGAAUUUAUGCCACAAUUAGUCACAACUGUGGAGGGAAAAUGCUGUUUGAAGAAUCUGCUCCUGAUCAUUAGAGGAACCCGGGCUGCCCUUGACACAACCUGGAUAUUGAUCCUGAAGGGUGAAGCCGACUAUUUACCAUGUUCCAGAGACUGCUACAGAGGCCUAAAGCUAAGCCCGUGCUCCAGGGUGAGAUGACUAUUUAAACUUAUCUAGAUAUUCCUAAUUCCACACACUGCAUAUCAAUUACCGACAUAAUCCUCUCACCAAUGAGCAAGGGCUGGUUGUCAUUGAGACUGAAUUGAUGGUAUCGCAGAGCUCGUUUGGGCUUCAGCUGAGCGUAGACUAAAAGAGCAAGUGGAAUUGUUCCCCUUAUCAAUGAUCAUACAAGCAGCUCGUCUAUGCAGAUAAGCCAUGAGCUCUUUUAUCCUUCCAUCAAACCGUUCUCCUACCAAAUUCUUCAGACGUUAAUCUCUGAUGCACACCUGCUGAAAACCAAAGUUAGAGACGUUUCUCAUGAAGUUCAAUCGGCCCUUCAAGUCACUUUAGAUAUGCAAUAAUAAUAAUACUGAUAAUAAUUAAAAACUAGAACACUUCUGAAGAAAUUUUAAAAAGCAACCUGUCCUCUGGCACAAGACUGGCCUUGUGUUUUAUAGGCCCAAAAUCAUGAUAUUGGGGUGACGCUGGGGUCACACACUUCCCACAGCCAAGCUGGCCAUGUUCUGAUAUAACAUUUGUGGGGGUGCAAGUUGUGGCUCGAACGGCAGCAUGCACCGUAAUGUACACACAAGUACUGAACACACACUAAAUGAACACACACACAUACUGAACACACAUGUACUGAACACACACCAAAUGAACACACACGUACUGAACACACACGUGCUGAACACACACGUACUGAACACACAUGUACUGAACACACACUAAAUGAA